GUUCCCGGCCCCGCCCCCGGCCCGUCCGCCAUGUUCGUUCCUUCCGCAGGGCCCGGUGGCGGUGGCGCAGCCCGGGACCGGGACCGGCCACAGCCCCUUGCCGCGGGCAGGGAUCGGCCUCCCCAGCGCGCCCGGGAGCGGCGGCAGUUCCCUUCCCGCGCUCCGGAGCCGAGCCAGAUUUUUGGAAAGUUGCAGAUCUGCUAUAGGCAGAAAGUUUAACCACUGUAGUGAUGGAGGGCUGAGAAAUACCCUAAACCUCCACAAACAGUCUAGGAAACCAGGAGGAUCUUUUCCCGUAACAAUGGCAGCAAAAUCAUCACUCCUUAAAGUAAUACUGCUAGGAGAUGGUGGAGUUGGGAAGAGUUCCCUUAUGAACAGAUACGUCACCAACAAGUUUGAUGCACAGCUGUUUCAUACAAUAGGUGUGGAAUUCCUAAAUAAAGAGUUGGAAGUCGAUGGACACUUUGUUACGAUGCAGAUAUGGGACACGGCAGGUCAGGAACGGUUUAGGAGCUUGCGGACUCCUUUCUAUAGAGGUUCUGACUGUUGCCUGCUAACCUUCAGCGUGGAUGACUCUCAAAGCUUCCAAAACUUAAGCAACUGGAAGAAAGAAUUCAUUUAUUAUGCAGAUGUCAAGGAGCCUGAAAGUUUUCCAUUUGUGAUUCUGGGUAACAAAGUUGAUAUCGAUGAACGGCAAGUGUCUACAGAAGAAGCCCAAGACUGGUGCAGGAAUAAUGGCAACCAUCCCUAUUUUGAAACCAGUGCAAAAGAUGCCACUAAUGUUGCAGCGGCCUUUGAAGAAGCUGUUAGAAGAGUUCUAGCCUCUGAAGAUAGAUCAGAUCACUUUAUUCAAACAGAUACAGUCAACCUUCAUCGGAAACCGAAACCCAGUUCAUCUUGUUGUUGACUUAAAUUUCUUUUUGCCAAAUUACUGUUGACUAGCUUGCUCUAUAAAAGGAUUGGGAAGGUGUAGUAGAUCGAAUAACAAAUGGAUUUCACUCUAAUAUUAAAAUCGUAAUAUUCUGCUGCUUUCAUGGGGGAGAAAAAGAAAAAUCUCUAUUCAUGAGUGACCAUUAUUGAAUUAGUGAUGCUUUCUGUUUAGGAAGACAUCAAGUAAAAAAAUAAUAUAAGAAUGUAAUUUGCCAACUUUAUUCAAAUGAUAAAUACCUUGACUAUAAUUAAAACUUGAAGGUUCUAGAAGCACUACUUUGGAGAAGCUGUUCUGGAAUUCAGGCACAAAGAUACUUUUAUAUGUGUAUAUUUUUAUGAAAUCGGCAUUCCACUUUUGUUUCGUUAGAUGUCAGUUUCUUAACAAUGCUAGAUAUUAAACUUCAGUCUCACUACA
Molecule: messenger RNA, 1345 nt
Organism: Prinia subflava (tawny-flanked prinia)
Lineage: Eukaryota; Metazoa; Chordata; Aves; Passeriformes; Cisticolidae
Gene: RAB9A
Product: RAB9A, member RAS oncogene family
Exons: 3
Coding region: 302-907 (201 amino acids)
Biological process (GO): Rab protein signal transduction; retrograde transport, endosome to Golgi
Cellular component (GO): late endosome; lysosome; phagocytic vesicle
Molecular function (GO): GTPase activity; GTP binding
Source: RefSeq, a predicted model, not a curated record